GAGACCGUCCGUACGUCCGUCAUGGCGGAUAAUGUUUUCGUCCCGUGAUACGCCGACUCGCGAUCGCAUCGGCUCAUCGAUUCGGCCGGUCGCAGACACGACGACGAGGACGACGAGGACGACGGCGGCGACGUUGGAUCGCGCUCGAUUCGGUGAAAGCCCGGCGAUCAUCCCGCGACCAUGGACACGCGCGGCAUCGAGGUCACGAAUCAGCUUCGGAGCGCCAUUCGCGCCAAGCUCAUGGAACUGGGGGUGCGUUACGACGAGGAGCUGCCCGACUACAUUCUGGUGAUGGUGGUCAACAAGAAGUCCCGCCAGCAGAUGCACGACGACCUAAAUCUGUUCCUGGAGGGCUGCACGACCGUGUUCGUGGACUGGCUACACGAUCAGGUGCUCAAGAAGCUGCAGAAGGUCACCGUGGCGAAGAAGAAGUCGUCCCGCGAGUUCGUGCCUACCGUGGUGGUGAAGCAGGAGGAGGAGAGGAAGAAGAAGAAGAUAAUCGCGACCUCGUUCCUGGAGGACCAGGCGGCGGAGCAGAGCUCCUCGGCCGUCGACCGGUUCGCGGACAAGAACGCGAAGGUCGACAAGCAGCCGGCGGCGCAGAAGCCGCAGACGGUCAAGCCUUCCGUGUCGAAUCAAAACCGGGAACGAAGUCACAGCAGGAGCGCGGAGAGAAGCGUCAAGGGUGCGCACGGCAGGAACAAAACGGAGGAGGCGUCGUCGGCGCACGGAUCUCACCAGGACUCGGCCUCCUCGAGGAGGCAGCAGCAGCCGAGUUCCGGGCGCGACGAGACCUCGGCGAGGGACGUCGCCGCGUCGGAGAAUCCCGCCGCGAGGAGCGCGGACGCGAAAGCGAGCGAGGCGCCGGACAAGAGUCUGAAGAGAACGUUGGAGGCGUCGGGCAGUCGUCACGAUAGCGCGGAGAGAAGGAGCAGCGAGGCGAAGCGGCCGAGGCCGUCCGAGGAGAAGGAAGACGCGAAUGCGUCGUUGUCCUCGCCGGACACGGCCUCGAGGAAGCUCAAGUCUUGCGUCAACAAACCGAGGAUCACGUCGGUUGUGUCGGUGAAGACCCGGCUCGGCGUGCCGUCGCCGCGAAAGAAGUUCGAGAUCUACAGGGAGAAGGAGGGCAACGGCCGCUACCGGCCGUUGGAGAAGCGGUUCGAGAAGCCGCGUCGCUACGACGGCAACAUCGGACGUGGCGGGAAGGGCAGGAACUUCGAGAUGGACGAGCGGAGCUCCAGGCGGAAUCGCGACGGCGACUCGUUGCGGCAUCACGAGGCCGCGGCCAAGGUCAACGACGUGAGGAGUCGAAUAGAGAGCAACAAGAGCGAGCGACUUGGCAGAAACGCGGAGUCCAGGGAUAGGAUCCUGAAUCCGAUCUCCAAGGCGGACGUGUCCGCGAAAAAGCCCGCGUUCAACAUUAAGGAUCGUCUGGGCGUCGUGGGUGGCAACAGUAAGGUUCAGAGACAGUCCGCCAAGUCGCAGGAGGCGGCAGAUUACAGGAACAACCCAAAGAGCUUGGAGCAAGCGGGAAACAACAAUAAGAACAUCAAAGACAGACUCGGCCCGUUGAAAAAUAACUUCAGGCCGAUGCGUAAGCAGAGGCAGCCUCGCAGCAACGAGGACGUCGAAGCUCUAGCCUCUCUGAAUCCAGACGCCGAAAGGGACGAAGAAAAGGACGAGAAAGAGCAGGAGGACGAAGCGGACAACGACGAGCAGUCGCUGUCCGGACCCGUCAAGUCGCACAUAGUUGCCGUGAACAGAUCGGCGGCCUUCGCCGCCGCGAGGACUGAGAGGAAACGUAUGAAGACGUCGAACAACGCUCCGUUUGGCGCGGCUCAGGGUAUCGGCUAUCUGGCACACGGGAGCGCAAAGUUACAGCUGGACAAGAUGGAUAAAGGAACGUGCAGCGACGUGGACGAGGAUACCGACGACACGAGGCUGCCGAGUAAAGUGAUUGUCACGCCGAGACCUCUGAAACCGCUGCAACCAGCGCAGAAGCGCGCCACGCAGUCGCUCUUGUUGCGGGCAGUCGCGGAGGCGAAUCAGUCGGUCGUCAAGCAGAAGAACCCGGAACCGUCUCUAUUCGACAAGAAGCCGGUCUUAAAGCGUCUUAAGCCUGCCCCGGCUCGUGAUGUAAGUCAAAACUUGUCGGUACAUUUUAAUUCUAGUAAGAGACUGGUCAUGGAAAAGAUUCAAGUCGAAUUAAAUACGAUAGAUCAUCUGGAUGUGGAAGACGUCGAGCACGAACCUUAUGUACCUCAACCGGUAACGGACGAGCAUAUGGGAGUCGUGAUGUCGUUGUUCCAAAGGAGCGACGACAAUCAGAAAUUCUUAGUCACUUUGAAUGGAUACAACAACAAUCUCAUGAAAGAGAAGGUCAACAAUCUCCUCAGCUCCGAGGACGACGAGGAGCGGCUGGAGAUGGAGGUGAACGAGGACGACGAGCUUGCGCUGCUGACGACGCACAAUGAGGCGACGGCGGCGGCGGCGACGGCGCAGGACGACCUGGAAAUUAGUAUAUUUAGAAUAUCGGACGAAGCGGAAGAUAACGCGGACGCGAGUCCGAAGGAGACGAGCGGCGAGGAGAACAAUGAGAACUGCAACACGGAGAACAUGGAUAAGACUGACGAGAUGCCGCGUAAACGGAGAAAAUUGAGCCCUAUAGUAUACAACAGAUCUCACUCUCCGAGUCCCACGCGAUUGAAAUCUAACGCAGCGCUAGUGCCGACGUUAGCCGCCAAACCUACGGAUAAAAAACCGUCGGUGGAGAACACGGCCCCGCCUGUUCUGGACAAGUCCAGGGAGAACUGUAGAUACUGGCCGAAUUGUACACUAGGGAACAAAUGCGCGUACCUUCAUCCACCUGUUAUGUGCAGUGCCUUCCCGGCAUGCAAGUUCGGCGACAAGUGCGCCUACAAGCAUCCCAAGUGCAAGUUCGGUUUGUCCUGCACGAAGCUGGGCUGCGUGUUCUCGCAUCCCGCCCAGCAGUGUAAGUAUCAUCCGUUCUGCACGAAACCGGCGUGUCCGUAUUCCCACCCGGUCAGUUCUGCUCCGGCGGCGGAAUCGACGAGCCAACGUGCGAAGUUCACUUGGCGACGACGAGACUGAGCGUACUUCCGCAGAUGUACAAACCUGGAUACGUCUGUUCUGAUCGGAUCGAGGUUCUGAUCCGCGAAAAAUUAUCUUGUACAGGUCAAUGAUGAGACGUUCAAGCUUAAGUAGCGUUAAGCUGACACCGAGUUACCGCAGCGAAGCUAGUUUCGCGAUUGAAGAAUGCGUCUAGAAGAGAGAAAAGCUUCGUCAGUACAAGUGCGAUUUAUUGCAUCAGACUGUAAUUCUACUUUCUCUCAAAUUGAGAAUCCUAGCAAGACAGAAGGAAAACUUUCGAAAUAUUCUAAACAAUGAAAAUUAAUCGUUUCAUCUGAUUUGAACGAUAUUUAAAGUAAUUGUUAAAGCUUUAAUUUGAUUUAAUUUAGAUUGUACGUUAGAUCGCCGAUUUAUAUAUGUAUACCUCCCUGUUGAUUUAUCGCCUUAGGCUAAGAUCGCGUGCGCCGUCAGUCGAACUGAUCGAUUUGCUGCCAUUCUUAGAUUAUAUAUUCUAUUGGUAAUGUGAAGGAGUCUGGUUUAGUUAACCAGGGUUAACCGACGCAACUGGUCCUGGGGUGAUCAUAGAACUCGUUCUCCUUUAAGGUCGACCUCACCGAGACAUUCUCGUCUCGAUUUAUGUAUAUGAAUAUGUUCGAAAAUAUGUAUUGUCAAUCGUACGAUUCUAGUAUGUCGUCAAUAUACAUAUAUAUAAUUAUAUAUAUAAUUAUUUACGUGUAAUGAACGGCCAGGAGAACGAUAAUUAGGUCUGCUCUUUUUAGCCGAGAUUUUGUUGUAAAUCUUUUGCAUUUUUAUCUUUGAAUCGUUUGUCCUUUUCUUUCCACCGAAGUCCGUCGAAGUGUGUGCUUCGCUUCGGGUAAACUGUGCGAGGGCAUAGUUGGGAGGAACAGAUCUACCGUGUACUGUCUCACGUCGAGAGCGAGUAUAACGAUCUUGUCAAACGUGGAUGCCUGUGUUCGCGUUAUAGUAAUUAGUUGUGCGCUCGUUUUGGGAGUACCGGCGAGAUCUCUUUGCCGCGAGUUGGAACAUCCUCGUCAGGCGACUUAAUCCGCUUUCGAGCGGGGCAAAAUACGGUUGCUUUAUCACGUGCCGUGCACUCGACGCCCGCGGUCGAGGCGUGAUAAAAGUCAGGUACUUCGUUGCUCGACCACCGUUUAUGUAAUUUAACUGUAUAGGAUCUAAGUAUAGAAAGCGAAGGUGGUUUCCAUAUUAUUUUACCUAGUGUUAGCGAGCGGUGAGUCGCCCAUGAGAUGUACAAUAUUAUUGAGACUUGUCAUCAUCAGAAACAAAUAUACGAUGAUUUCUGUAAAACGCA
This is a messenger RNA of Vollenhovia emeryi, 4423 nucleotides long. RefSeq names its product zinc finger CCCH domain-containing protein 14 (gene Nab2). The transcript has 8 exons. Lineage: Eukaryota; Metazoa; Arthropoda; Insecta; Hymenoptera; Formicidae. Gene Ontology annotation, biological process: regulation of mRNA stability. Gene Ontology annotation, molecular function: metal ion binding; poly(A) binding. Gene Ontology annotation, cellular component: cytoplasm; nucleus. Bases 181 to 3111 code for a protein of 976 amino acids. The record is from RefSeq and is a predicted model, not a curated record.